AGACAUGAAAUCUAUUGAUUUUAUCACUUGUAGUAACUUCUCAUUUAAGAAGAUAUUAAAGUUAGGUUUUCAAUCCAUCAGUCAUCUAGUCCAAAGUCAUCCCCAACAGAGGUAAACCCAUGAACAGUGGAGAUUGGAGACCAUGUAGUGUUCAACUAUAUAUAUAUCCACACUCAUCAUACAAAAAAAGUUUAAUUGAGUGUUUUUGUAGAGAUCAGCUCCAAUGGCUUCUUGUUCCACUGAUUAUUCAGCCAUUGUUUUUGCUUUAACGGCCAUUAUCAUUGUUCCAAUAUUUCUCUUCAUCUUUUUAGUAUAUCACAAUAUAAUUAUGAGAUAUUGGAAUUACCUUGCGACUGUUCCUUGGAAUUGGCCAAUCUUAGGUAUGACACCCACUGUUAUUGCUCAUAUCCACAGAGUUCAUGAUCGUCUUACUGAAGUCAUACAAGAAGUUGGUUCCACUUAUUUAUUCAAAGGCGUUUGGUUCUCAGGUAUGGACCUUCUUUUCACAGUUGACACUUCAAAUAUUAACCACAUUUUGAGUGUCAAUUUUGAACGUUACCCGAAAGGCCCUGAUUUCAAAUACAUUUUUGACAUUUUGGGAGACGGGAUUUUUAAUUCUGAUUCUGAUGUUUGGAGAGCGCUACGUAAAACCGCUUAUGCUUUGGUCCAUGAUCACAAAUAUCUUAAAUUCUUGGAGACAAUUACAUUAAAGAAAGUGAAAGAAGAGCUUGUUCCUAUUCUUCAAACUGUUUCUGAAAAUGGAUCUGUGUUGGAUUUUCAAGAUUUGUUUCAAAGACUCUCUUUUGAUGUAACUUGUAUGUUGGUAACUGGCUCUGACCUCCACAGUCUAUCUCUUGGAUUUCGUCAUCUUUUUUCCAAGGCUAUUGAUGAUGUUGAGGAAGUGAUUUUACUAAGACAUUUUUAUCCUAAGAAAUUAUGGGAACUUCAAAAGAAACUCCAAAUUGGUCAACCCGUGAAGUUGAAACAAGCUUGGGAAAUCAUAGAUGAAAACAUCUCCACAUUGAUAGCCUCCAAGAGGGAAAGCUUGAAAAAUCAAAUGAAAGAGAAAGAGGGUGGUGAUGACGACGAAGAAGGAGCUGAUUUGAUCACAUCAUAUAUUACAAAUAUGAAUAAAGAUGACAAAUUUUUAAGAGACACUGUAUUAAAUUUCAUGAUUGCAGGUAGAGAUGGCCUAAGUGCAACUCUCUCUUGGAUUUUCUUUUGUCUUUCAAAUAAUCCAAUCGUCGUGGAAAAGAUUAGAGAAGAGCUCAGAACAACGAUUCCAACGAGCGAACCUUGUGAUCAAUGGCGGAUAUUUUCGACUGAAGAGGUAGAUAAAUUAGUUUAUUUACAUGCAACGUUGUACGAAACUCUUAGAUUAUAUCCUCCACUGCCAUUUCAACAUAAGGUAUCCGUACACCAUGAUGUUCUCCCAAGUGGUCAUCACAUAAAACCCAAAACAAAGAUUUUGUUUUCAUUAUAUGCUUUAGGAAGAAUGAGUGAAGUAUGGGGAAAAGAUUGCUUCGAGUUUAAGCCAGAAAGAUGGAUUUCUGAAAAUGGAAAGAUCAAACAUGUGCCAUCUUAUAAAUUCUUGGCAUUCAAUGCUGGACCAAGAACUUGUUUAGGGAAACAAGUGGCUUUGAUUGGAGUUAAAAUAGUUGCAGCUGCCAUUAUUUAUAACUACAAUGUUAUUCAACAAUCAGGCCAUGAGGUUGUUCCAAGUUCCUCCAUUAUUCUUCAUAUGAAGCGUGGACUCAAGGUUAGGGUUACAAAGAGAUGGAUCACUUGAAGAAAUGAGAAUUCAAGAGGAUAAAGGAGUAUAAUAUUACAAGUUUCUAGCUUUGUUUAUUUUGGGUCAAAUUAAUAUAUGGUCGAGAAUAAAAUAAAAUUAAGGUAAAGAAUUGUGUAAUAUGUUUGUGUGUGAUAGUGUUUUUUCUUUUUACAUGGUGUAAAAUGUUGCCAUGUACUUAUGCUAAUUUAGACUAAUUAGUUCAAUUAGGUGAAAGUAUUAAUUAGUAAUAUAAUGCAUGUUGAAGCUUUUGCAUUUUUGGUUUUAAAUGUAGUAGUUUUAAAUUUCAAGAAAAUUAGAGAUACAUUAUGAAGUAUGAAGUAUGAUUGGAUAUUCGAUAUCCAACUAUAUAAUCA
Molecule: messenger RNA, 2145 nt
Organism: Cucumis sativus (cucumber)
Lineage: Eukaryota; Viridiplantae; Streptophyta; Magnoliopsida; Cucurbitales; Cucurbitaceae
Product: alkane hydroxylase MAH1
Exons: 1
Coding region: 224-1789 (521 amino acids)
Molecular function (GO): heme binding; oxidoreductase activity, acting on paired donors, with incorporation or reduction of molecular oxygen; monooxygenase activity
Source: RefSeq, a predicted model, not a curated record